AUGUUGCGCUUCGGAGGACUCAAGUAUAAGAAAUUGAAUAACGCCGGCUGUCUCGGCGAUGAGCAGCAGCAGGAAUGCGAAAGGAGCCUUACCUCCACCGAGGGAAAUGGAAAGCGGGAAAAAUCGGUACAUUCCACACCGACGAUAACGACGACGCCAUCGAAGCAGCAGCAACGACGACUGCACAAUCAGCUGAAUGGAACCGCAAUGAAAAAUGUCAAUGCAUCGUCAACCGAACAGAAACGACAGCGAAGCAAUUUCAUGCUCAUAGUGGGCGGUCUGUCGGGAAAAUCCCAUUCCGACACCGAUCCAUCCAAAUCGCCUUCCCAUCAUGGUGCCGUCCAGCCGUCAUCGCCUUCGUCAAACUUUAAGCUUCUCAGUGGAAAAUUUGCCAUCGACAGCAAGCGCAAGAUCAACUGCAAGACGAGAAUCUACAAAUGCAUCAAGCGAAUCCUGAAACGCAACUCUUUCCACACCGGCGCAUCAAAGGAUCAGUCAGCACAGCAGACGGUUAGAGGGCAGCGAAUGCCUGCCGCUCUUCGUGCACCGAAUGCCGCCGACUAUCGCGAGAUCAAGUCACUUCUGGAGAAGCAGCACCGUGAUCUCGAGUACGAUGUCAAUCUGGCGAAAUGCGUCGAAAAACCUGCCUUUAUCAAGAAGAUCGCCAUCAACAUGCUGCAAAGUGCCGUUUCAGACGAGAAAGAUGACGAUAGCACGUUGGUUCUACACCGCGAACAAACAGCCUGCGUCACCGGCACGAUCCAGAGUGAUCUCGAACGGGAGCGGGAGUAUCAGCGAUUGCUGGACGAAUGUUGGUACCACGAGAACCUGCCCCGUAGUCUUUCCCUGCAGCUGCUGAUGGACAAACUUCCCGGAAGCUUCCUGGUGCGUAAAAGCACAACCCAACCGGACUGUUAUGCACUAUCCUUGCGUGUGCCGCCAGGAUCGGGACCAACUAUUGCACACUACCUCAUCGUCCGGACGGCCACCGAUGGGUACAAGAUCAAAGGAUUCCAGAAGGAGUUCAGCUCGCUCCGUGCCCUGAUUGUGCAUCAUUCGGUAAUGCCGGAAGCGCUGCCCGUACCACUAGCCGUGCCUCGUCCCGUGAAUCUCGUCGUCAAGACAAAGUUCGAGGACGAUUACGAGACCGUGUUCGAUCUGACGAAAGCGGUACCGCAAGUCUAGCCCUGCAACAGGCUGAUGGAAGCUCAGGUGGAAGCAGCGAUUACCAAAACACUGUGCUAGGUUAAGUUCAGUCACUUUUCAAUGCUAUUUUGUUAUCCCUUUUUUCUCCCGACCAUGUAAGACUAUAAUUAUGAGAUGAAAAAUAAAUUAUUCUACAAACGUUACAA
Molecule: messenger RNA, 1352 nt
Organism: Anopheles maculipalpis
Lineage: Eukaryota; Metazoa; Arthropoda; Insecta; Diptera; Culicidae
Exons: 3
Coding region: 1-1185 (394 amino acids)
Source: RefSeq, a predicted model, not a curated record